Messenger RNA from Cyphellophora europaea CBS 101466, 1779 nucleotides. RefSeq lists its product as uncharacterized. The coding region runs from base 1 to 1779 and encodes 592 amino acids. Lineage: Eukaryota; Fungi; Ascomycota; Eurotiomycetes; Chaetothyriales; Cyphellophoraceae. The record is from RefSeq and is a predicted model, not a curated record. The transcript is spliced from 2 exons. Gene Ontology annotation, molecular function: protein binding.
AUGACUUCGCUCUUGAACCAGGCCCCGGAGGUCUUGCACGACAUAUUCUUCCACGUUGAGCCGUCAGACCUUGCAUCAGUAGCACAGACAUGCAGGUUUCUGAACACAUUCAUCGAGAAUGACACUCUACUCUGGCGUCAGCAGUACCUCUCCUGCUUCGACCAGCCACAGUCAGAUCCCGAUACUGACCCACAGUGGUCUGAAUUGCUGAAAGCCAACAUUUCGGUGCAAAAGCUCCUGCAGUCCGACGAUGAGGCCAUCAAGAACGAACCAGAGCUCGAGCGCGUCGCCAGGCUAGCCAUCGACCUUCUACUCAAAUCCACCCCUGACACACCCAAGAACGCCGCCUUCCUCCGUCAACUCUUCUCCAGCAACGAAUCCAGCAUAUCUUCGUUUCUCUGCCGGUCCUCCCUCUUCCAGUCCACCCGCCUUCCCAAUGACACCCCAGCCAGUACUGCUGAACUACGCCAACUCUCCGCCCAAUUGCACGUCUUCUCCGGCAUGGAAGUCGAGCCGCCCUGCCACACCGUAGCGACACGGUCCAACACCGCCGGCGCCCAACAAGUCCAUCCCUACGCCCGCUCCCGCGUCUACGACCUCCGCCGCUACAAGCGCGCCGCCCACUGGGGCCCCUUCCUCGACGACGGCUCCUCCGCCGUCGACUGGGAGAAAGUACAGGCCAUCAUGCUAGUCCUCGCGUACAACGUGCGCAUGUACGGCGAGCGCGGCGGCAGCGACUUUUCGCACCCCAACAUCGCACCGCACGGCUUCCAUCGUCGCGCCCGCCGCUCCGCCUCGCGCCGCGCCUUCUCCGGCCCCAGCGCCGCCAUGUGGGACUCACCCUUCUGGGGGCUGGCACCCAACAGCUACGUCUCGCAGCCCCUCAGCGGCCCGUUACGCGCACCACCCAACCCGGACCUCGACGCGCUCGACCCCUACGGUGUCACGGGCACGUGGAUGCGCAUCGUCUGCUUCUUGGACUACUCGGACCUGUACAACUUCAAUUUCAACGGCCAGCGGCCUCCCGAGGGCGAGGAGCGCGGGCCCAUCGACACGCGCGAGGCGUUUCGGCUUAUUCGGCUCAAGAUGCACGUCACGGCGGUAGAAGAGCCCGAGGAGGGAGAUCAUCCCGACUUCCCAGUCGUCAAGUUCGAGGGCCUGAGUAGGAGUACGCUGAAUGCGUGGGACCCGAAUGCUAACAGCCGCAUACGAGGCACCGUCCGCACGACCCCCACCGGCGCCAUCCGCUGGACCUCGUUCUCCAUCUUCCACGGCGAGGAGCGCUGGCGCAGCGAAGGCGUGCAGAUCGGCGGCCCCCGCUCCGCUCGCGGCAUCCUGGGUAAUUGGUUCGACAAGGACUACGACGCCGCCGGACCCGCGGGCCCCACGUGUUUCUGGAAGGUUAGUGAUGAUGUUGUGGAUGAGAAGGUGCAUGGAGGAGGGGGAGGAGUAGUGGGGUUGCAGCUUGGUGGUGGGAACGGUGUCGUGGGGUUGGAUUUGGGGCAUGGGGCUAGUGGGGAUGAGGGGGGGAGUGAUGAUGAUGAGGAGGAAAUCGACGACGACGACGACGAUGAUGAUGAUGGCGAGGGUCAAGGGACCGGUGGUGGUGGCGGCGGGCUCACCCUCGCGGACCUGGGUUUACUGGGCGGUCAAGCCGGCGGGGCCGGUCUGGUCGUGCCGCUACAUGAAGUCGUCAAUGUGCUGUACCAGGCGUUGAAUGGCGGUGGAGGUGGCGAGGGCGUCUUGCGUCUGGAGGAUCUUGAGGGUUUGCUGGACUGA